Messenger RNA from Malaya genurostris, 8213 nucleotides. RefSeq names its product catenin delta-2 (gene p120ctn). Gene Ontology annotation, molecular function: cadherin binding. The record is from RefSeq and is a predicted model, not a curated record. NCBI's taxonomy places the organism in Eukaryota, Metazoa, Arthropoda, Insecta, Diptera, Culicidae. Bases 2250 to 4967 code for a protein of 905 amino acids. Gene Ontology annotation, cellular component: nucleus; adherens junction; cytoplasm. Gene Ontology annotation, biological process: cell-cell adhesion; cell-cell junction assembly. The transcript is spliced from 5 exons.
GUGAGAACAACAAGAACGCAGACAACGUUGAGUGCACUUUCAAUGAAAUGGAACACGCAAUGAGUGACCUUCGCGUAACUCAGUUUUCGUUCAAUGAGGUGAGAGAGCAUAAACGAAACCAUUGCCUUGUGUGAGACAAAGAGGGCCAUAGAAGAAGUGUACAUCAGAUUGGCGAUUGUGGUUGACAGUAGAAAGAGGAAAACUAUGAAGGAGAGAAGAGAGGAUUCGCCAGCAGAAAAAGCCACACUGACAAGAGCGACGUCGACGACGACGACGACGAUUUGAAGUUUUCGUAUGCAAGUCUUACUACAACUUAUCUGGUGUGGCAAUUGUCUCGUAAAUCGUAAAAUUUUCUAGUAAAUGCAUAAUGAAAGUUUUAUAAAUUACUAUGAAAGUAUUCUUUGCCUAGUAGAAGGAAAGUUUCCGGAGAUUCCGUGCGAUUAAUCUAGCGACAACUGUGGGAUUUUCCGUUUACCUCUAUGAAUGACAGCAAAAAUUUAGGUGUGUUUCACUGGCCAAGGGUAUAGGAAGAAAAAAUCGCGACAUCAAUUUUGCUGGAACAUUGGAGUCAAGUGGCGACGAGGUCGCAAUGAAAAAAGUUUCACUCUUCCGGGACGGCUAGUGACUGUUUGUACGCAAAAGUGAAUUACGAUUGAUUUUUCUUCUUCCGGUUGAAUCGUCCGUCCAAGAUGGUUCCAUUGCACAGUGCAUGCCGAAUCCGGCUGAAAAGUGUCUACGGUACUGUGACGGACGUGAAUUUUUAAAGUUGCAUACAUUUUUAAAUCUACCAUCGAUAGCGGCUCGUCUUUUUUUUUCUUCACUACUGCAUCUUGCAAGCAAGUAGUGAAGCUGCAAAUCAUGAAAAAACUGAGAAUAUCGUACCGUCAUCUCGUCGAGCUUCAGCAUUAACAGUAAUAACAGCAUCGGCAGCGUAUAGGUGUUACCUGUGUAUGUGUGCUUGUGUAGUGUAGUGUGAAAUAGUGCCUGCGAAGGUGUGGUUAGUGAAAGACCGACAGUAAGUUCUGGUUGGAGUAAGGUGCGGAAUCUGGGUUACGCUGCUGGAUGAAAGGCAGCUAGGCAGAAGCACGCGGAAGGAUCAAAGGAAGGUGUGCCUGCGUGAUUACGUUAGAGAGAUCGCGUUCGAGAGGGACUAAGAGUAGCAUUCGUCUGCAGCGACAGCAGCAGAAUGGCGAAUAAUUCCAGCUUCCGGAGAUAUCACAUGUAUCUCCAUUAAACAAAUGGAUGCCGUGUUCGGCCCGUUGAACUGAAGUGUCUUUGAAUUGAUAACAAGCUUCUUUGCCUGCCGGUGUGUUGGCGACGUUGGAGUCGAAAAAACUGAAUAUAGAAGAGGAGGUAGAAAGAAAACUGCACUCAGCAGCCUUGCCCAACAACGAUUACACAUACAUCGAGGACGACGAGGAGGGAUAGACUCGGAAGGAGUGAACGCGUGAGAGUCCUGUGCUCUGGAUGUGUGACGCUUGCCGUAGAUAGAUAGAUUUAUUCACGCUGUGUCAAACAACGGUGGUGGCGGUUUCGGGCUCUGCAUCUGUGCACCGGUGUACGGGAAAGAGUCGAACGAGAAUAAAAGCGGGUGCCGAAAACACAUCUAAUCUAUGCGAUUCUUUUCCAAGCACACAAUUGCCUGUAGUGUUCCGUCGAAAGAUUCCAGACGGCAGGGAGGAUUUUUCCAAAGGCACGUUUCGUUCUAAGGAAGAGGGUGGAUUUUGUUGAGGUCGAUCGGGUGCACCACUUGCAUUUUCAUCACCCAUUCAGCUAGAAGCUAACGGAAGGAAAAAUACGAACUGAACGAGUGAUAGGUUAAUUAUAGUGGCAUUUAUUUAUCCGGAAGGGGGGCGCUUAUCAAGUAACGAAAUUGUCAAUUGAGACAAAGUGUUUCGAAUAGAAAGGAAAAAAAAAACAUAGCCAUAGUGUAGUUGACUAACGGAGGGAGGAACCAUGCAAUAUUCUUAGAAAUCCUAUUGAAGACCUUUUUGGAAGUAUUAUUUGAUGGAAGUGCUUUUGCGUUCUAGUUUGUUUCUAUUAGACGGCAAUAAAAAAAACUUAAGUGAUCGUAAUAAUUAUUUUUGGUGCAAAUUGUUCCGAUGAAACUCAACGAAUGGGAAUGAAUAUUUGAAAUGGUAAAAUAUCACUGAAUAUUGUGCACUAUUCAAGUAGAAAUUAGUGUGAAAGUGAGGGCAAACGUUUCGAAGAAACAAGACUAUCAAACACUGGCAAAAUAACCUAUAUCAAUGCAUAGUGAGGAUGAACUAAUCGCCCGCACUCAUAAACAACAAACGACGCAGCAAAUCACGACCGUAACGAAGGUCGUGCGCGAGGUUAAACAGUUGGGACCGGAUGGACAACCAUUUGACUAUGUAGCAAUGCCACUCGACAUGGGACCAGAUGGACAGCCUCUCGACUACGUGUCGAUGCCAAUGGGAAUCUACACGACUAGGUCACAAUUCAUGAAUUACAAUCACUUGGAUCAGCAAGAGCACUUAGCUGCCGCGGCAGCCGCAGCAGCUGCAUCUCAGUCGCAUCUGCAACCCGGACCGAAGGGGAUGGGUGGGCCAAACGAUAAAGGACAGUAUCAAACUCAUUAUCAGGAUUAUGAGCAUUAUUCGCAGUACGCAGAUUCCGGCUAUGACCCGGCCGGUGUGCAUCAUCCACCACACCCGCAGUCCUACCUCGGAGAAUACCAGAUUAACGACCGCUCAACGCCGCAUAAUUCAAGCGAAAAUAGCGAAUCCUCAAUCCCGCUUCCGAUGAAUGUGCCUCAGAUGGGCAAUCCGUCAGCCAACAUGCUACCGCCGGGUUAUCUACAGGGUCAAUACGACGAAAUGGGUGAAUAUGUAAUAGCUCCGUCACCCGGUGGCCCAGUAGAUAGGCUCUACCCGGAUAAUCCAUCCGCUAUGGUCUACGGUUACGUCUCAACUCCUCCCUAUGGCACAAUCAGUUCACAUGGUCAUCUCGAUCCAACUGGUUCCAAUGAACCUACGUAUGCCACGAAACAACUUGCAUACGAAGCAGCAGCUAGUGCCAGUCAACGAGGCGUACCACCGGAGGGAUAUUAUGAUGGUGAAGACGACCUUUCGCAGCACAUGUCCAAUUUGCAAAUCCACAAUCACGUAUUUCUUCAGCAUCACAUCAUAACAUCGCCCGGAGGAAACAAUCGUUCGGCGGGCAACGGACCUGAGGGCCCAGAUCUUGAGGAUCAGCGCCAAAUGAAAUGGCGUGAUCCAAAUCUAACCGAGGUGAUCGGUUUUCUUAGUCAUCCAAACAAUGCCAUCAAAGCUAACGCAGCCGCGUAUCUACAACAUCUCUGCUACAUGGACGAUCCUAAUAAACAGCGAACUCGGACUCUAGGGGGAGUUCCCCCAUUGGUCAAACUGUUAGGCCACGAUAACACCGAUGUUUAUCGGAAUGCCUGUGGUGCCCUGCGAAAUUUAUCCUACGGUCGUCAGAAUGACGAAAACAAGCGUGCAAUCAAUAGUGCUGGAGGAAUUCAAGCCUUGAUCCAUCUGCUGAGACGUACCUCUGAAUCCGACAUCAAAGAACUAGUAACUGGAAUCAUUUGGAACAUGUCGUCUUGCGAAGAUUUGAAGCGAUUCAUUAUCGAUGAUGCCAUUCUUGUAAUUGUGUCGUACAUCAUCAUUCCCCACUCGGGUUGGGAUCCGACAAAUCCAGGCGAAACUUGUUGGAGUACGGUGUUCCGGAAUGCCUCGGGAAUCCUGCGAAACGUUAGUUCGGCUGGAGAAUAUGCGCGGAAAAAACUUCGCGAGUGUGAAGGCCUAGUCGAUUCACUGCUGUACGUAAUACGGAUAGCAAUCGAAAAGUCCAAUAUUGGCAACAAAAUUGUGGAAAACUGCGUGUGUAUACUUCGGAAUCUUUCCUACCGUUGCCAGGAGGUGGAAGAUCCUAACUACGACAAGAAUCCGAUUCCGCAUCACAGUAGUGCGGACGGAUCGCACGGUAGUGUAAUUGUGAGUGCGGCCUCUUCGAAAGGCGAAAAUCUUGGCUGCUUUGGCGCGAGUAAGAAGAAGAAAGAACAACAGGCCGCGGCGGCUGCGGCACAGCAAGCCGCUGAACCGAAGGAUCACCCGAUGGCAAACGGGGACCCGGCCCGGAUGGCAUAUAAGAACACGGCACAUUACAAAGGAGCAGAGCAACUGUGGCAGCCCGAUGUUGUACAUUCCUAUCUUGCCUUACUGCAGAGUUGCUCAAAUCCGGAAACACUUGAAGCGGCAGCUGGUGCAUUGCAAAAUUUGGCCGCAUGCUACUGGCAGCCGAGUAUAGAGAUUCGUGCCACCGUACGAAAAGAGAAAGGGCUUCCCAUUCUUGUGGAGUUACUACGGAUGGAAGUGGAUCGGGUGGUGUGUGCCGUCGCGACUGCCCUUCGAAAUCUAGCUAUUGACCAAAGAAACAAAGAAUUGAUAGGCAAGUAUGCCAUGCGGGAUUUGGUCCAGAAGUUACCAUCCGGCAAUCCACAAUGUGACCAGGGUACCUCGGAUGACACGAUUGCAGCCGUGCUGGCCACGCUCAAUGAAGUGAUCAAAAAGAAUGCUGAAUUUGCCCGAUCCCUUCUUGAAGCCGGUGGAGUCGAACGGCUAAUGAACAUGACCCGACAACGGUCAAAGUAUACUCCCCGGGUACUUAAAUUCGCCGGCCAGUUGUUGUUCACGAUGUGGCAACACCAGGAUCUGCGAGAUACUUACAAGAAACAUGGAUGGAAGGAGCAAGACUUUGUAACAAAAACAAUUGCCUCGCGGAACGUAAAUAGUAGUAAUGGAGGAAGCUACAGUGACAAUUCACCAAAUUCCCCCAACAAUACGCUUAACCGUCCGAUGGCAUCCCAGAGUGGUACCAGAUAUGAAGAUCGAACUAUGAAACGGCAACAGAAUUCGAACAAUGGCGGUCAAGCCAUGUCGCUACCGCCCAGUGAUGGAACUCUUAAGAUGGGUAGAUGAAUCCCCAAGCAGACUCCAAUUUAGCGGAGUAGUGAGUGAAACACUGAACUAGUAGCAGGAGAUUAAAGUGCAACAAUAAAACAGGUAAAGAUGCCACUUGUAGAGCUCAUAUUUCUAUCACAGAGGCACAGAAUAAAAAACCCAAUCAUACAGUUGGAAACAAAGCUUUCCAAAAGCUUACAGUGUGACUUAAUGGGUAUAACCGUCAAAAAACCUAUGAAUGAAUAGAAUCCACGAGUAUGACGUCGUAGAGUAGCUUACAAAGUAAUAUAUAAUCUCGAACAUCAAACGAUCUUGAAACUGGGCAAAUUUCGUUGACAAUUGGAUAGUCCUCAUUUACCAACAUCAAUGCAGUUUUAGAACCUUAACCUUUCUAGAAUUCAUGAAAUUUAACACUCUAACAUAACCAAUCAUCCGUCUGUCAUCCAUUUACGAUACUGUUCUUAGUUCGAUUCCUCUUCUGCCAACGUGGUGUAGCAAACUAUAAAAUCGAAAAUGCACCAGUGAUAGUAAACUAGGUUUCAACUAUAAACGAAUGGUUUUUGUUUUGUGAAUGGUUCGCAUCUCUCAAGUGGCUCAACAGGCUGUAAUCUUCAUGUGAUGCAUAGUAGGAAUCCCGAAAUACGAUGUGGGACACAUAAAUGUUCUGGCUUCGGUCAAAACCGAUGUUCAUAUCCGUGGAGAUAUUGUGUACGGUAAAUAUAUGUGUUAUCUUUCGAGUAACUAUAGAUGUUGGUUAUAGGCUCUAUAUAAUUGAACUAAAUGGAGCUUAAGCAUGGCAAGUUUGUUACGUUUCCGUCAUCAAACGUUUCAAUUUUCUAUUUUUUCGUGUUUAUCCGGAAUUACACCAUAUCAGCAUAUUACAACAUGAUGUUCGUAUGUAUGUUAGGCACCCUGAGUGUAAUGUUGUUUACGCUCAAUUUUAAAAUCCGUGUUAUUCCGACCAGGAAUCUCCAAACAACUUGAGAGAUUGAUACAUUUACUAGACAGUAGUAUAAUCAGCGAAAAACAAAUAUUUACUUUUCACACUCCAGAAUAGUCAAUAUUUGUAAGCACCACCACGUUGGUUCGUCAUGUUCCCAAUAGUGUCAUGUAGUCCAUCUGUACUAUGUUAACUGAAACUGCAUCACCAAAUCCCGAUCCCCCUUCCCACUCCAUUCGCACACAUUCUUCCAACACGCACUUAACAGAAAUGGACUUUAUAUCGAUGUAACUGGUGACUGGUGACAGUGGUAGCGAGUCAGCAGCAACUGCCAAGUCGGCCGCCACGAUGUUUGUCUAAGGUACAUUAACGCAGCAUUCAUAUGAGAAUAGUAUCAAUAAAAUAAUCGAAUAUUCAACAUCAAAAUUACACCCCACAUAGUGCUGGUAAUUCAACACAUUUCAAGUGUAGUAUAUUGAUGAUCGUUAAUGGGAUUAGCUAAACAAUUUAGACUCAUGUAAAAAUAUUAUUAAGUGAAAUAAUGUGCAUACGAUCGACCCAUUUAAGAUUUAUACUUAAGUACUCUUGGAGGCGCUCAUUCAUCCAACUUUUUUGAUAACAUGAACGACGGGAAUUCAAGUGCGUUACGAGAAUUUUAAAUACCACCAUAAUGGAAACGAUAACAAAUGGAACUAAUUUGAUGAAUUUUUCUAAAACAGAAUACAUUCAAAUUAAGUACCCAGAAAAAAAAACAGCAGGAAGAAAACAGCAACAAAUUUUUAUCCCUAGCUACUAUUUUAUAGUGUAACAAAUAAAAAAAACCACAGGUGUAAAUCUUCAGAAAUAGUCCAAAUACAAAUUCAUUGUCGAGAAAUAUUUCGAAACACGUUACAGACGAGCGACUGCCGCAAGGAAUUACGAUGAAGUAACUCAGAACAUGGCGAUAAGUAUACAUCACGUAGUACUGCAUAUACCAGCAGGAAGAUAGUACAUGCGAAAACAAGCACCGGAAAAAUGAUACAUCCACAAGCAAGCAGUACGCAUUCAGAAUCCGUAGAUUAGAGUAAAUUGAAAUAAUUGAUAACAACUAAAACAACAGUACAUACAACUAAGUAACGUAAUAUUUAAUCAUAGCAAGGAAGCAAAAAGGCAAGCGAAAGGGUAAUACUUUAAUGGUCAAUUUUAUCAUAUAAAACGUUACAAAACAAUAUAGCAUCACCAAAUUCACUUUCACUCACAUACACCCACUGUCGCAUCAUAUGAGAGCACACGCAUUUAGAGGAACAUGAAAAUCACGCAGUUAGAAAUAGAGACGAAAACUAUCUACUUUGCAAAAAAAAAACAUCAUUCGGGAAUGCAGAACAAGGUCAAUGGCAUUUUCAUUUCGUCAGCAGUAUAUGUACUCAGUCUCGCACGAGAAUCUGGAAAUCAUGACGAGCGAAAAAUUUUCCAGUAGAAUUCUGUUUCUCAUCAUUCCAUAACAGUACGAGACAUCUUUAGACCCACUCUUCGUGUAUAGUUUCCUGAAACAUGAAUGAAAUAGCUUGCAGUGUGGUAUGAUUGAAAGUUUUCUGAAAUAUCAAUUUGGUUUCAUACCUACUUUCGGUACAAUCAAUCAAUGAACAAGGACUUUUUUCUUCUAAAUAUGACAUUUAUACUGUAAUUCAAUUGACAUUUGCAGGCUUUUGUAACAAAAAAGACAACUAUUAUUUGACGAAGAAAAUUGUACAUUACAAUUGGUUAUGUGAUGCGAUCUGAAUGACAGUAACGAUUCAUUUGUUUGCAUGUAACGUGUCGAUUAUUGAUCGCUAGAUAUGCGUAAAAUAAAAAGCAAACAUGAAAUUAAGACACUGGGUAUUUUCAACUAAUUAUUACAAUUAUUCCAAAUUAUAUUAUUAUGCAACAAAUCAAAUAUACUAUCGAUAGCGAGGAAAAGUCAGGAAUGUGCAUGAAUAAUGGUUAUUAGUAGGCAAAUGAGUAGUGAACGGGAAAUGGUACGAUUAAAAUUACUUAAUCUAAAAAGGAUAAAAAUAUAUACAAACAAUUAAAGUAAAUGUAUGUAUUCCAUGAAAAACCACGACUUACAGCAGAAAAAUAAUGACAGUCGAAAUACACAAACAAACAAUUGGAUUCCAUUCUUGAAAAAUAAUUAUCAAUAAUUUAAAUGAUGAAAGAAGAUUAACAUAAACUAAAUUGCAUCAAAAUAUGCUUUUAUUUAGUUCCAUUUAUUUACAUUAUUUUAUAGUAUUUUUUUUUGUUCGGGUAGAAGUACACUGAUUCAUUGGAAAGAAUUAAAAAAAGGACAACAAAUAUUUUAAAAUGAU